This is a messenger RNA of Pichia membranifaciens NRRL Y-2026, 1680 nucleotides long. RefSeq lists its product as hypothetical. The transcript has a single exon. Bases 1 to 1680 code for a protein of 559 amino acids. Gene Ontology annotation, molecular function: protein binding. NCBI's taxonomy places the organism in Eukaryota, Fungi, Ascomycota, Pichiomycetes, Pichiales, Pichiaceae. The record is from RefSeq and is a predicted model, not a curated record. Gene Ontology annotation, biological process: protein import into peroxisome matrix, docking. Gene Ontology annotation, cellular component: peroxisomal membrane; cytosol.
AUGUCGUUCUUGAGCGGUGGGUCGGAAUGUGCAGCAAACGCCAACCCGUUGGCACAGCUGACCAAAAGAACGGAUUUCGACACUUCUUUACAGAACAACCUGCGGAAUGGAUCGCAGCUGGACGGCGAGUCGAGGAGGAUGGCGGGCGGAUUGCGCCAGGACCCGGCGAUGAACCAGCGAGACCAGAACAUGAUGCAUGCGCUGAUGGACCAGCAAAACCCGCAGCAGCAGCACAACGCCUUCAACUUCCAACCGCUGUCGCACGAGCUCAGCAACGUGGCUCUGAUGCACAACGGCGUCCAGCAGAACAUGCAGCAGCAUGUGCCACAGCAGCAACACAGCAACUGGUCGACAGAGUUUAUGGGAUCGUCGAUGGGGACGGCCUCGCCGCUGUCGACGGCGGCAGCCCCGGUGCAGGGGCAUGCGCCUGCUCUGGGAUACCAAAUGGGCCAGCCUAGCUCGAUGCUGAUGAACGGCAUGGGUGCCCGGCUGCACAUGAUGCAGGCUCCUCACAUGCGUACAGUGACGAGAAACAACGCGCAAGCGACGGAUGUUCACGCCAGCAGCCACGACAAGGCAGCGUGGGAAGACUCGUUCAAGGAGAUCGAGCAGCAGGUCGGCAACGAGGGAGAAACAGGGCUUUUCAACGGCGAGGACGGCGUCCAGGUGGAAGAGAUGCAGUCGGCGUUCGACGACGCGAGGUUCGACCCCCCAAUAGGUUUCAGCGAGAAGUACCACGAGGACUACCAGUUUGAGGAGAAGAACGAGUUCAUGAACAACCCGAACGCGUACGAGAUCGGGUGCAGGUUGAUGGAUGGCGGGGCCAAGUUGAGCGAGGCCGCCUUGGCCUUUGAGGCCGCCGUCCAGGAGGACCCGAAACACACGGAGGCGUGGUUGAAGUUGGGCCAGGUGCAGAUUCAGAACGAGAAAGAGCUGCAUGGAAUCACCGCUUUGGAGAACUGUCUCCUCGUCGACCCGAAGAAUCUAACGGCACUCAUGAGUUUGGCCAUCUCUUAUGUCAACGAGGGCUACGACAAUGCCGCCUUUAAGACUUUUGAGAACUGGAUUGAGUCCAAGUACCCGGACGUGGUAUCCAAAGCCAGAAAUGAAAACCCGGGCGAUACCUCCGACGACAGGUACUCGUUGAACAAACGCAUAACAAACUUGUUCCUGCGGGCAGCACAGCUCUCGCCAGCGGGGGCCAAUAUCGACGCAGACGUACAGACCGGCUUGGGUGUCCUAUUCUACUCGAUGGAGGAGUAUGACAAAACCCUCGACUGCUUCCAGGCAGCCAUCCGCUGCAACCCCAAUGACGCCUUGUCCUGGAACAGGCUCGGAGCCUCCUAUGCCAACUCAAACAGGCCCGAGCAGGCUAUAGAGGCGUACUCCAAGGCCCUCCAGCUAAACCCAAACUUUGUGCGGGCCCGCUACAACCUGGGCGUCUCCUUCAUCAAUAUGGGCAUGUAUAAAGAUUCUAUCGAGCACUUGCUCACAGGGUUGAGCAUGCAUGAGGUGGAGAGUCCUGAUGGCGAAGGUAUGUUGGUUAGUGACACAGAGCAGUCCGGCAAUCUGAUCGAGACACUCAAGCGGGCCUUCCUAGCCAUGGACAGACGAGACCUCAUUGACAAGGUCCGGCCGGGCAUGAACGUUGGCCGUUUCAGAAGCGAGUUUAAUAUAUAG